This is a messenger RNA of Larimichthys crocea (large yellow croaker), 1901 nucleotides long. RefSeq lists its product as uncharacterized. Lineage: Eukaryota; Metazoa; Chordata; Actinopteri; Sciaenidae. The record is from RefSeq and is a predicted model, not a curated record. The coding region runs from base 91 to 1023 and encodes 310 amino acids. The transcript has 9 exons.
AAACAUUCCACUGACUCCUCAGUUUAGCUUCACCUGGGUGGGAUGGUGCAUUGAGAUUACUCUACCAGAGAGAAAUCAAACAACUAUCAGAUGAUUCCCAUGAAACACCAGAAGACCCUGGGGCUGAUGCCUUGGGACCCGUUUGUCACCACUUACAGUAGUGACUACAAACCCUUCAAUGAGCGCCACCCAGAGGUCAUCCGGUGGGAGCCCAGAACUGAAGCUAAAGCUGCUCCUGCGUUUAUCAACCCACCUCAGACUGAUCGUGAAACCUGGCCUAUAUUUCGUCGUUACUUUUACAAGACAGCCAACGACGCCUACGGCUCACAGUGCUGUUCACAUGUCAACACACACUCACAUAUACCUCCCUGUUGUUCCCCCUUCCCUGCUUUCUUGCCUACAUUUGCAACUUCCAUUUCCGAGACCGGGGUUUUUGGCUCCACCCGGACAAAGGAAGCGGGAGUUGCCAGAGGGAUUGGGCCUUUACUUGGCGAGGAGAAAGGCCAGCUGCACUAUGUUUUUGGUGGAAAGACUAAUGUGUUGGAGCAGCAGGAGGCAAAAGACAAGAUUGAUAUUCUCUACGAGGAAGGUGUGAUUGUGAUGGCAUCUCAUGUUGGUCCAGCCUGCUGUAAAGAUAUCCUUAGAUCUGUCUGCAGAGAAGCUGGACUGCUGCACUUUCCUGUCGCCUCUAGUUCACUUAUCACAGUCAAUGAUGCUGACAGUUGGGGUAACAGUGCCUUCCAGAGUGGCUUGAGACCAGCUUUUGGACUGAAAACCAGCAACUACCUUCAGCCUCCUUCUUCUAGUCAGUGCAGUUGCUGUGCGUGGAAACCCGAGUGCCCGAAUAGUUAUUGCUUCAAAAUGCAAACCUCUCCUCCUGGCAUCCCUCUUGGCAGCACACAAUCUCUGAGCCAUGUGCAGCCGGCUGGCUACAGAGCAGAGCCCUGCAGGACGCCGUGGCAGACAGAGUACCAAGCCAGCUACGCUGCUGGGGUAAGGAGAGGAGAGUGGGCCCAGCCUUAGAUCAAGCAGAGUGACGUUCAUCCUCAUCACUAGAUACUUCACGCGUCAUUCUAAACAUCAAUUUUUGUUUGAAUACACGGCAGAGUAAAAGAAAAGGUUGUCUGCGUGUCUUUGUUAAACAUGGUGAACAAGUUAGAAAAUGCUGCACGUCGGCAAGCAAAGUUAAAAAGUGCUGCUUCUCCGUCCAACCGCCCACAGGCAGAGAACCACAUGUGAAAAAUACUUCCUGACUGAGGUAGUGGUCAAGCUUGCGUCUGUGAUUCUCAGUUACCUUGCCUCGGGAUAGAUGAGGAAGCUGACGAUGAGUCAUAACACAGCAGUAAACCAUCUGCUGGCAGUCACCCAAAUGAGACAGUAAAAUGUGUGAGCUUGUUGUCAUCGUACUGUCAGGAAGAGGUUUAAAUAUCCAUGUAUUCAGAUACUUUAUGUAUGCAAAUUAAAGUUCUGCACAUUAUCAGUAUCAUCAGCGACUCCUGCGGCGUAUGGGUGACACAGCUGUAUCUGAUAGACGAACCGGGUUCAGAUCCUGGUGGGAGGGUCUGGAUUUUCAAUACUAGACAGCCAGACACAAAUCACAGCUGGAGAAGUAGCCAUACAUCUACAACCACAGCCACAGCCACACCAAUAAAUACAGCUGGCCACAGCAUUAGCUACAACCAAAGCCACAGUAAAGGACGCACCCACUCUUUGGCUACAGUCGGAGCUCAGCUUUGCGCCCUAAUUGCACUCUUCAGGUUAGCACAUAAAUAUCAGACGUGACUCUUUUUUUUUUUUUUAGACUGCUCAUAACCACACCAGAAUGUUAUGAGCUCAGCUUGGCUCAUUACUGUUUUAAAACUGUGCUGUGAAAACACACCAGCAUGGAUGUUUCAUAACGU